CAUGUGGUUCCGUGUGGUUCCAUGUGACCCCAUGUCACAAAGGGGCAGAGAUGUGGCACCCAUCCGGUAUCCUGAGGAGCGCGCCAACGAAAAUCAGUUGGACAGAGUUGGCCUUCGGGAUAACUCAGCUCCUUCCUUUGCUACUUGUGUGCCUGCCUUUUUUGGAUGGUUUAUUGUUUACUGACCGUUUCUCCUCAACUUUCAUCCUCUUUCAAAGGUGACGGGAUUGGUGCUGUUCUCUUUCUGGAGAGAAAGACAUCCUUGGUCAUCUAAAGCAUUGCACUCUCUUCCUGAGAGAGGCAAUGGCCACAGCAGGGAACGACUCCUUCAUUGCCGAGGGAAUGACUCCGCCACAAAGGAUCCUCUUUCCCCCGGAGAAGAUUUGCAUGGUCUGGCAGCAAAGACAGAGUGCUGGAGCAGGACUCCGCAAUGUGGGCAACACAUGCUUCCUUAAUGCUGUCCUGCAAUGCCUGACAUACACCCCGCCGCUGGCCAACUAUCUGCUCUCCCGGGAGCACAGCCAGGCCUGUCGCCAACAAGGCUUCUGCAUGAUGUGCAUCAUGGAAGCGCAUGUUAACAAGGUCCUGCAUUCCUCAGUCAGUGCCAUCCUGCCUUUGGCUGUUCUCAGGGGUUUCAGACUCAUAGGAGAACAUUUUCAGCUUGGCAGGGAGGAAGAUGCCCAUGACUUCUUAUGCUGUACUGUCAAUGCCAUGCAGAGAGCUUGUCUGAGUGCAAGCAACGACUUGGACAUAUCAUCCCAAUCUACUACCAUUGUCCAUCAAAUAUUUGGAGGCUUUCUGAGAUCCAGAGUCAUCUGCUUCAGCUGCAAAGCCAUUUCUGAUUCCUAUGAGGCCUUCCUGGAUGUCCCCUUGGAUAUCAAAGCAGCCUCAUCCCUCACUGCAGCUCUGGAGGACUUUGUAACACCUGAGCACCUGGAUGGUGAAAACUGCUUUAAAUGUAGCAAGUGUGAGAAGAAUGUUGCCGCCACUAAGAGGUUCACUGUCCACUGUGCACCCAAGGUUCUCACUGUGUGUCUGAAGAGGUUUGACUGCUUCACUGGUGGGAAGAUCAGCAAGGUUGUAGAGUAUCCGGAGUACUUGGAUCUUCGCCCAUACAUGUCUCAGGCAGAUGGAGAAGCACUCCUCUACUCCUUAUAUGCUGUCCUGGUGCACAGUGGUGUCAGCUGUCAUGGAGGACACUAUUUCUGCUACACAAAGGCCAGCAAUGGAUUGUGGUACCGGAUGGACGAUGAAUCUGUGGAGCUGUGUUCCAUUGACACAGUUCUCAGGCAGCAAGCCUACCUGCUGUUCUAUGCCAGAUGCUCGGAUCUGAGAAUUGGAGAAAGGGCUUCUUCCUCACUGGCACCAUCACAUGCCCCUUCCUUCCUCAGUCAGUGUGUGGCCAGCAGCAAGCAGGCAGGCUCUGUUGGACCACAGGGUCUGACUGGUAGGACUAAGGGCAUGAAGGACACUGGCAGGGAGCGGUCCCGGAGCAGAUCCCCUCUGUGGGGCAGGGAUCUCCGCAGCUGGUCUGUGGACACCACAGACUAUGAUGACUCUUCAGAGAGAAGAACUGGUCCUCCAAGUCGUGACCGUGGUCCUAGGGAUAGCACAGCUGCAAGGCCUUCCAAGAGGAUCUGCCGGUGGGCUCCCGCUCCCAGGGCUGCUCAGGAGCAAACCUUGCUGAGGCAGAGGGAGCCAAGCAGAUCUGUGCGGGGAACUUACAACCUUCGCAGCCGGUUUGUGCAGUACACAGACUAUGACCGCUCACUGCGGAAGAGAAAGAGGCAGAGAACAAGUCCUCCAUGUUGUGACCAAGUCUUAGUGAAUACUGCAGUUCCAGGGCCCUCCAAAGCCAGCUCCAAGCAGGCUCUCAUGCUCCGGGCUGCUCAGGAGCAAACCCGACAGAGGCAGAGAGAGCAGAGAAGAUCAACAUGGCGGGGCUAUGAUCGCCACAGCCAGUUUGGGCAGCACACAGACUACCGCCCUUCAGAGAAGAAGAGGAGGGUUUCCACGCCCCAGAGGUUCAUGUCAGACAAGCAUUCAGGGCACUCUGGCAAAGAUGGCAUUGGAUUAUGGCCCUGGCUCAAGCAGAACGGAAGACUAGCACUGCGUUUAUUAGCCAAGGCAUCCUUGUUUUCGAUACGCCUUCUCAGACCUGAGUGAAUGAUUUAUCUAAGU
This is a messenger RNA of Pseudopipra pipra, 2180 nucleotides long. RefSeq names its product ubiquitin carboxyl-terminal hydrolase 42-like. The coding region runs from base 303 to 2165 and encodes 620 amino acids. Gene Ontology annotation, cellular component: cytosol; nucleus. The record is from RefSeq and is a predicted model, not a curated record. Gene Ontology annotation, biological process: regulation of apoptotic process; protein deubiquitination. Lineage: Eukaryota; Metazoa; Chordata; Aves; Passeriformes; Pipridae. Gene Ontology annotation, molecular function: cysteine-type deubiquitinase activity. The transcript is spliced from 13 exons.